CCCCGCCUGGGAGUCGUCGCCGGGGACUCGUGGCGGCCGGGGACUCGUCGCUCAGCGGCGCCGGGACGAGCGGCUGCCCUGGGGGCUCGCAGGAUGCCGGCGGCUGCUCGGCGGCGCGGAGUGCGGCUGCUGUGGGCGCUGCUGUGGGUGGCCCUGGCGCGCUGCUACAACGUGGACGUGGGUCGCCCCGUGGUUUUCCAGGGCCCUAACGGUUCCUUCUUCGGAUACUCGGUGCUGCAGCACUACCACGACAGCACGCGGUGGGUCUUGGUUGGUGCUCCCAAGGCAGAAUCUAAAUACAGCGCCUCUGUUAAGUCCCCAGGAGCAGUAUUUAAAUGCCGAGUCCACACCAAUCCUGACAGAAGAUGCACAGAACUGGAUAUGGGUCGAGGCAAUUCUCGGGGCACACUCUGUGGAAAGACCUGCAAAGAAGACAGAGAUGAUGAAUGGAUGGGAGUCAGCCUGGCUAGACAGCCGAAGGCUGGUGGAAGUGUGCUGGCGUGUGCACACCGCUGGAAAAACAUCUACUACGAGACAGAGUACAUCCUGCCCCACGGCUUCUGCAACAUCAUUCCCCCCAACCUGCAGCCCAAAGGGAGGAAGCUCUGGCCCUGCUAUGAAGAGUACAAGAAGAAGUACGGAGAGGAGCAUGGCUCGUGCCAGGCAGGGAUUGCAGGCUUCUUCACAGAGGAACUGGUCAUCAUGGGGGCACCAGGAUCUUAUUAUUGGACAGGAACUGUCAAAGUCCUGAACCUCACUGACAACACGUAUUACAAGCUAAAUGAUGAUGCCGUGAUAACCAGGCGGUACACCUACCUUGGAUAUGCGGUGACAGCAGGUCAUUUCUCUCAGCCGACUACCACGGAUGUUGUAGGAGGAGCUCCCCAGGAUGGAGGCAUCGGAAAGGUUUAUAUUUUCAGAACAGACAGACGAUCAGGCUCUCUGAUAAAGAUUUUUCAGGCUUCAGGAAAAAAGAUGGGCUCUUACUUUGGCUCCUCCUUAUGUGCAGUUGAUCUGAACUCUGACGGGUUGUCAGACCUGCUGGUCGGAGCACCUAUGUUUUCUGAGAUCAGAGAUGAAGGUCAAGUCACAGUCUAUAUCAACAGAGGAAAUGGAGUGCUGGAAGAACAGCUCGUCCUGGAUGGUGACAGUGCCUACAAUGCACACUUUGGGGAGAGCAUGGCAGCCCUCGGUGACAUCGAUGACGAUGGCUUCCCAGAUGUUGCCAUUGGAGCACCUAAGGAGGACAACUACAUAGGAGCAGUGUAUAUUUACCAUGGGGAUGCCAAUGGUAUUGUGCCUCAGUAUUCAAUGAAGCUGUCUGGGCAAACAAUAAACCCGACGCUGCGGAUGUUUGGCCAGUCCAUAUCAGGGGGAGUCGAUAUGGAUGGCAAUGGUUAUCCAGAUAUGACUGUUGGAGCCUUCUUGUCAGACAAUGUGGUGCUUCUGAGAUCCAGGCCUGUCAUUACCAUGGACAUCUCCAUUUUCCUGCCCACGUCCAUCAAUAUCACAGCUCCUCAGUGCCAUGAUGGCUUGCAGCCAGUGAAUUGCCUCAAUGUCACAGCAUGCUUUCGCUUCAGUGGCAAGCGUGUUCCUGGAGAAAUAGGUUUGAAUUAUAACUUGACUGCUGAUGUGGCAAAGAAGGAAAAGAGCCAGCAACCCAGAGUUUACUUUGUGACUUCUGGAGAGGCAGUGGGGCAGAUCGCAGAGAAGUUACAACUGUCAUACAUGCAAGAAAAGUGUGAGCACUACCUAGCCUAUGUCAAGAAAAGAGUCAAAGAUGUCAUAUCUCCAAUUGUGUUUGAAGCUGCGUACAGCCUUGGGGAGCACAUGCUAGGAAGAGGGAAAGAGGACAAGGAACUACCUGCUCUCAAACCCAUUCUCCGCUGGAAGAAAGGACAGAAGAUAGCUCAAAGGAAUCAGACUGUUUUUGAGCGGAACUGUCAAUCUGAUGACUGUGCUGCUGAUUUGAAACUUCAGGGUAAAUUAUUGCUGUCUAGCGUUGAUGACAGAACUGCCUACCUGGCCCUGGGAGCAGUGAGGAACAUCUCACUUAAUGUUUCCAUCUCUAACGUUGGGGAUGACGCCUAUGACACCAAUGUGUUCUUCAAUUUUUCUGGGGAGCUCUUCUUCAUCAAAAUGUGGCAAAAGGAGGAGCUGGGCAUUGCCUGUGAGUUGCUCGAGUCAGACUUCCUCAAAUGCAGUGUGGGAUUUCCUUUCAUGAGAUCGAAAUCAAAGUAUGAGUUCAGUGUGAUCUUUGACACGAGCCACUUGUCUGGGCAGGAGGAAACGCUUACCUUCCUUGUCACUGCCCAAAGUGGAAACAUAGAACGGACUGAAUCUCUGCACGAUAACACUCUAAUCCUGUCAGUGCCCCUGAUGCAUGAAGUAGACUCAUCUAUCAGUGGAGAAGUCUUCCCUACUUCAUUUUUCUAUGGUGAUUCUGUGGAAGCAUCAAACUUUGUUCAGUUGGAAAACCAUGAAUGUCUUUUCCAGUCACUCAACUUCACACUGCAGGUUUACAAUGCUGGACCAAGCACUCUUCCUGGAGCUUUUCUUGACAUUUCAUUUCCAAACCGCCUCUCUGCCACUGGAGCUGAAAUAUUUCACGUUCAGCAGAUGAUGGUUGGUCAGGACAAAGGAAGCUGUUCUUUUCAUAGAAACCUCAGCCCAUGUGUUGUUCCUCAAGAGAAUGAAAAUAUCUUCCACACAAUAUUUGCUUUUUUCACAAAGUCUGGCAGAAAAGUAUUGGACUGUGAAAGACCAGGCAGGUCCUGCUUAAUUAUACGCUGCAAUUUAAGCUCACUAGCCAAAGCAGAGUCCUGUGACAUAAGCAUCUACACGCUGCUGAAUACUGAGAUACUGAAGAAGGAUAGUUCAUCAGUCAUCCAGUUUGUCACAAGGGCGAAGGUGCAGGUGGACCCUGACCUCAGAGUUGUAGAGGUACCUAAUGGGAGCCCAGAAGAAAAACCAGUGGUCUUUGAGGCUUUGCACAAUCUGGAGCCUCGUGGGUAUGUUGUCGGAUGGAUCAUUGCCAUCAGUUUGCUGGUGGGAAUUCUCAUCUUCCUGUUGCUGGCUGUGCUCUUGUGGAAGAUGGGCUUCUUCCGCCGGAGGUACAAAGAAAUUAUUGAGGCCGAGAAGAGCAGAAAGGAAACUGAAGACAGUUGGGACUGGGUCCAGAAAAAUCAGUGAACUCCCCAUGAAAAAUAAAGCCCAGUCAUGUGACACGUGCUUGCUAGCCUAUAGGUCCUGCUCUCGUAUCUUCCAUAUGUGGAAGAAGGAAUCUUCUCCAGAUUUUUCGGAGACCCCAUUGAUGCUGUGUCUUGAUCCUUCCAACAAGCUAGGGAACAUAUCCUGAGGCAACCACUGCAGCCAUGUCAGGUGACUGGAGCAAUUUACACUUCUUUUAAGAGCUGAACUUGGAACUUUGGUAACAAAGCUGCAGUGCAGAGCAAUAUUUAUGAAUCCAACUAUGUGGUAUACCCUCAGGGGAAGACUGAUACCUAAAAAUAUUUUUUAUAAAUAUAAGCUUUUUAUAUUGAUUAUGACUUUAUAUUUGUAUCAAUGUUUUAUAGUUUCUAUUAAAUAGCUAUAUAGUUCACUCAAGCACUGAUAUCUGGCUAAAUCCUUGGAAAUACAUAUCUGUAUAUAUAAAUCCUAUUGUACUUUCAAACUUCAAUGCAAGAGAGGAAAGAGAUUUGCAGAUAAAAGUAGCUGAAAUCCUCAUAUGCUUAAUUCACGAGGCUUGGUAAUGUUGUAUAUAGACCAUUUAUUGGCAAUAAGCCAGUGUCUUUUCACUAUCUCUUGUUUUGAGUUGAAUUUGAUUGGUGUUUGAUUCAUAAACAAAAGAACCUAAAGUAUUACACAGUUGUGUUGCUCUGUAUCUGAGUCUAUCCUUUCCUGGCCUGAAUGGGAGAGGAUGAAAAACACUUCCUUGGCCAAGGGUAGCAAGACUUGCAGCUUGCUUUGGCUCACUGAAGAAAGCAUCACGGAAUGUUUUCCUUUUGGAAGCUUUCUCUUGCAGCCUCUAGUAUUUUGGCAAUGUUCUAGGGCUGUCCAGUUGAGAUACCAGAAGGAUACAAUUGGGUCAACCACUAUGGCAUUGAUAAAUUCCUUGGAAUUAAAAAAAAAAGGCAUAUUAAUGUUAAGGAUAAUUUUUAAGCUACUGUUAAAUGUUUGUGAUCUCUUGCCGUCAAAGCAAGUGAUAAAUUGCCAGAAGCUAUGACCAUUGUACCUGCCUUGUGAAUUUUAUACAUGGGUCAUGAUUUUUUUUAAUAUGAUAAUUUUAAGAAGGAUAGGGAGAUGUAAGAGUUACAAUAUUUGGAUCUUUGUAUCUUGAGAUUCCCUAUCUGGGUGUUCCAAGUACUGAAUGUCAUCCUUCCUAAAGUGUGAAGAAGGAAGUUCAGUUAAGGUGCAGACCUUAUUAGAUCUCAGAUUGCCACUUUAUUUGCUGGUAAUUCUUUAGCAAACCAUUUGUUGCAUUAGGAGAAACUUAAUUGUAAUUAAUUCAACUAUGUUUCUUCAGAAAGCUCUUCAAUUUCUGAAUAGGAAUAGUGAAACUCUGUAAGAUUUGGUUUUGGAUUCUACUUAUACUUUGCACCUUGUGUAAAUAAGAAGUAAAUGUCAUGUUAGUAUAAAAUCCAUGUAAGAGAUAGAAGUGUUGAGCUCUGUGGUGAAGGUGAAGGAGCAACAGAAAUGAAUGAUUGCAGGAUGUCUCCUUCCAUAAGGAUAAGGUAGAGGAACCAUUUGAAGUUUGGAAACUCAGAUGCAGAGAACAUACAAGGAAAUCUGCUUGGAAACAGGUCUUAUUCUUGCUUUUCCUUGCCACAAUUAUUAUAGCUUCAAAUUUAAAAAGAAAUAUUCCACCAAUCCCUGGCCCCCCACUGGCAUUAAGUGCCUGCUGUUCCUACAGUAUCGAUCAAUAUUUAUUAACUUAACAAUCUGCACCCAUUAGGCAAAGACAUUUAAGUGAAUGAAGUGUAUUGAUUCAAUGUUUGACAAAAGAAGCUAUUAGUCUAUUCAGUUAUCUGUCUUAAAACAAUCAUUGGUGAAUUGACAGAUUUCAUAUAACAAAUUAUCAUUUAAACCAGAACAUGAAAGAAAAUCAAAUCUUGUUAUAACCACAUGUAGUGGACUGACGAUUUUUCAUCAGGGUGCAAAACAAAAGGCUGAUGACCUUUGCCUGUACCGUUGUGUUAGAGGCUAAUGAAUACCUCACAGUGUAUUUCAGACAUCAAUUAGUUUUACUAGUAUUUACACAUUAGGUAUCUAUUUUUUUCUGUUGUCAAAAAAUACUUAAGGCUGUAACAGAUAGAUAGAAGUUGGACAUGAGACUGAUUCACAACCAUGAAUUGAAUAAGAAAUUGCUGAAAAUAAUUGUUGGAACAAAAAAGUAAAUUUUCUUAGCUGUAGGAAUUUUUGUUAUCUUCCCUCACUAAAACUGAGACCUCCAAAAGAAAUUAUAAAAUUAAAUUUGCUGAAAAAAUGAGGAGGAUAUUCUCUUUGAGAAGUUGAAAAGCCUCAUCUCCGUGUUUGAAAGAAAAAUGAACUUUCAUAUCUGCCAAAGUGGUUCAUUGCAAUAUUUUAAAAAUCAAGAUUGUUAAUUCCUUUGAGACAUCUUUUUGAAGUAUGCAAAGAAAAGAGUUUAAAUAGGUAAAGUAUCCAUUUAGCAUUUCAUAUUAUAUGGAUUUUUUUUCUCAAGGCUUUUUUUUUCUUGUUUGUCUAAAGUAAAGAACAAAUCAAAGUAAAUCCCAUUUGAUUGAGCCCGUACUGGACUUCUUUGAUAUCAGACUUCAGUUCUCUGCUAUUGAUCCAGCACAAGUCAUCACUCAGUAAAAAUCUAGUUUUUGGCCAGAUUACUGACAUAUUCUUGAAAUAAUACAUGAAUCCUUUGUAUCAUCACUGUUAGGUACUCGCUAAUUCUGUUGUCACAGAUGCGUUUGUAUGUAUAUUCUUCAUAAUUUUGUUCUUUUUUGGUUUUGGUCAAAUUCCAUUGUUUGUUUCCAGUUAAACUAGUCAGAUUGGACAAUAUAACAUACCAGUACUUAAUAUUAAAGUGCUGUAGAUGCACUUCUUUAAAAAGCAUCCAAACAAAUCAACAGCCUCACUAAUAUCUGUUGAUUGCAAGCAGUUUCUUACCCAGAAAUCUUUUGAAAAUGUAAAACACAUCAAGAAUGUGCUGCAAAUAGUUGUGCUGGGUUGGGGUUUUUUUAAAUAAGAAAUCGUAAUAGGUGUAUCAAAAUCUAGAGACAUGGCUACUUUGCAAAUUGCUUCUAGGGCUCUGGAAGUUCCCAUCUGUCAACUGCUUGUCAAUUCCUUUGUGCUCUACGGCUGGGGGAAGUCAUUGUAUCAGUUCUCUCCAGUUAAUCUAUUUUAUCACAAAAUCAUCAAUUUCUUUGGAUAACUUCAUUGAAAAGUUUGCUGGUCUGGUGUUGCUUGGAUUUUUUUUUGCAGCAGGCUCACUUUGCACAGGCUCUAAGCUCUGCAGGUAGAAUCUUGGAAGUGAGGCAGUAAUGUUUUCAAAUUCAUCAUCUGAGAGAUCUUUGGUUUAAGGCUUGAGCUUGCAGGGUGUCUUCCUAAUGGGUGGUACUCUCAAGUAGUACCCUUCCUACCCUUUUAGGAUAGGAAGAAAACUAUCUCAGAAAAAAAUGAUCAGGAAGAAAGAGAGGAAGGAGUAAGGAAAAAUAGGCUUAAUGCAGAGCAUGUGCUGUUGCAGCCCCACUUAAUUUUCAUCUUGACAUCGGGAAGAUCACAGGAAGUGAAAUUCAUCCCUGUGACAGAGCUGGAAGCUCUUGCUGCCUUUCACAACAUUUUUUGAGACUGUUUCAUUUGAAAACUCAAGGAUUUGCUCUUGGAGGUGAGUCCCUAUCAGUUCACCCCAAGCAACAGCAGAGCUAGUGUGCUCUGAGGCUGUCACUAGCAAGUAUUUGGGCAUGGUAGCUAACAGAAAAACUAGCUGUUUUGCUGAAUAAACCUAGUUUUAAAUUGCUAGAAUGAGGAAGUCAGCAAACUGUAGAAAAUACUGGAGCAACCUCUGAAUUGAAGUGGCCCUCACGAAUCACUUGGAUCAUGUGAGAGCACAGUUGUGUUAUGUGUAAACCCCAAGCCUGUAACCACUCAAGCAAUCCUUUCAUCUCAAAGUGGCAAAGGCUUUUUCAGUGCCAAGCCUCCUGAUAAGGAAAACCUUCUCUGCCUUGAGAGAGGAACAGGAAGGACCUUGCAGACAAGUCAGUGGUGGGCAGGUAACUCUGCUGAGAGCAGCAACUGUGACAAGAUUGUGUUUGGCAAUAUUUACUGUUGUCUUUCUUGAAUGUCUUCUGUUUAUGGGCAUGUUUUGGAGACUUGAACAGGUUUUGAGCAUAGUAUCCCUGUGGCAUGGGAAUAUAUACUGCUUUCACUAAAGGAUUAAGGGAGUCACGGAGCUAAUUUCUGCUUUUGUCCAAGUUCAUCCACUUGCCAGGGUUUCUUGGAUAUAAACGAAAGUAGGAUUUGGUUCAUUUAGCAUACAUUGAUUAAUCUGGCAUGAAGACUAUAAUUGCUUUUGGAGCACGAUUUAGGGUACCUGCACCAUUGUCACUCCUUUUUUUCUUAGAAUGUCACUCCUUAUGUCUUGUAAAAUUGUAUGUUUCUUUUUGUGAACUUGUGGUUGGAAGAAUGUGUUUACUCUUAUUGAUGUCACCGGUAUUUAGAAGCUCGUGUUCACCUGUAUUCUAAUUCACUUGCACUGUUUUGGAAAUGUCAGGUUUACAAAAAUACAACUUUUUGGAAUAAAAAAAAAAUGGCUGCAAAAUUAUCCUAAUAGUAUCAUUUUGUCACUUAUUGUCUUUGUCCUGCUCAAGUAUUUUCUUGUGUAUGUUUGAAUUAGAUGGUUUGUGCGUGGGUAAUGGACAUCUCUUAUUGUUUGUGUGAGGAUAAUAGACAUCUCUUAUUGUAAUGCUCUGACUUGUGUAAAAUCAACCUAUUUGGAGGUGAAGAGUAUAACUAGCUAGAGUACAAUCUUAUAAAACCAUGGAAAUAAAAUAGUAGCAGUGGAAAUGAUUUAUAAU
This is a messenger RNA of Colius striatus (speckled mousebird), 8045 nucleotides long. RefSeq names its product integrin subunit alpha 9 (gene ITGA9). The coding region runs from base 94 to 3192 and encodes 1032 amino acids. Gene Ontology annotation, cellular component: integrin complex; external side of plasma membrane. The record is from RefSeq and is a predicted model, not a curated record. The transcript has 28 exons. Lineage: Eukaryota; Metazoa; Chordata; Aves; Coliiformes; Coliidae. Gene Ontology annotation, biological process: cell-matrix adhesion; cell adhesion mediated by integrin; cell-cell adhesion. Gene Ontology annotation, molecular function: integrin binding.